Molecule: messenger RNA, 2089 nt
Organism: Struthio camelus australis
Lineage: Eukaryota; Metazoa; Chordata; Aves; Struthioniformes; Struthionidae
Source: RefSeq, a predicted model, not a curated record
CAAACCAAAGAAGAAUAUUCCAGAGGGGUCUCACCAGUACGAGCUGCUAAAACAUGCCGAAGCCACGCUUGGGAGCGGUAAUCUCCGAAUGGCCGUUAUGCUUCCAGAGGGUGAAGACUUAAAUGAAUGGGUUGCAGUUAACACUGCAGGGAAAUCAACGUUUGUGAAUAUUCUCAAGCAAGCUGAUGAGGAAUGGGAGGUUGUUCCUGAGCCUGUAGCAAGAUGGUGCAAUGUUCAACAAAAUGCUGAAGAGGAUGGAGAGUGGUCUUUCACUUUCCAGACAUACGCGUGCCUCAGCAGGAUCCGGGCUCAGCUCCGAUCCCUUGAUGGGAAACUCCGAGAGGCAGAGAAUCCUGUGGUCUUCUUUGAGCGAUCUGUCUAUAGCGACAGAUAUAUCUUUGCAGCUAACUUAUAUGAGUCUGAUUGUAUGAAUGAGACUGAAUGGACUAUUUACCAAGACUGGCAUGACUGGAUGAAUAAGGAGUUUGGUCAAAGCCUAGUGCUGGAUGGGAUCAUUUAUCUCAGAGCUACACCUGAGAAAUGCUUAAAUAGGAUUUACUUGCGCGGAAGAGAUGAAGAGCAAGAAAUUCCCAUUGAAUAUCUGGAGAAGCUUCAUUACAAACAUGAAAGUUGGCUUCAGCAUAGAACAUUGCGAACUGAUUUUGAAUACCUACAGGAAAUACCUAUUUUAACAUUAGAUGUUAAUGAAGACUUCAAAGGCAAAAAGGACAGAUAUGAUCACAUGACUGAAAAGGUCAAAGAAUUUUUGAGCACGCUAUAAUCCUCUUUGAAGCAUAGGCAGAAUCAAACUGUUCCAAACAUCUGUGAGAUCAAAGUCUGAAGUACAGCUUCUGCUUUCAUAGAAGGCCUCUGGAGAGGCAGGACUCAAGCCUGUUAAUUAAUUGUGAGGAACAAACAAACUUUCUGUAUAGAGAAAUUAUUAAAUAAAUCGCUAGAUCUGUUCAGUAUUAUAUAAAAUAGCACACAAAAAUUUGAAGGUACUAGAGUCCUGAGAGUUUCCAAAUAUGACAUCUGUUUCUAAUCAGAGACACAAGUCCUGGAGUAUGCUAUUGUGUUAUUUUUAUUUAUUUUGUUUCUAGUAUCUAUUUAAUUCCCAAGAAGGUAGUGGUUUCUCCGGAACUGUUGUUAAUUUUUUUUAGUGAAUUUGACUUGUUACUGAUGUUUUUACUUUUUUCUUCCUCAGAACGAUAGGACAAUUUUUACUCGUGACAGAAUUAAUAUAGCAUAGAGUUUUAUAUUUCAAGGUAUAAAAAUAUCAUCUGACAGUUUUCGUAGGUGAGGCACUUCUCAGAAUACGCUGAAUUGCAACAAGCCUAACAUAGCUGAAAUUCUGUAGCUAGUAAAUAAGAUUUUAUCUCUGAUGUUUUCAUGGUGCACUGCAGACUAGGCUAUUAAGAGACUUUUCAUUUUUUUAGCAUGCUGCUUUUUGUUUUUUGUUUAGUUUUUUUUACUCGUUAUGAUACUGAGUCAUUUUUGGCAGUUGGUAAGUCCUCUUUUCCUGUAGAUAAGUAUGUUCACUUGAUGGAUAUUGUAAAGGGAAGAAGAAAAUUUUGCAAACGGUCUUCAGCUCUAAAUGACAUGUUUCUAAACAUACUUAACUGCAUUUUGGAUGUCGGAGAUGAUUUCUUGCUUUCAUUCCAACUUCUCUGUUUGUUAACUGGGCCUUUUGGGUGUUUACACGUGAAUACUGCAACAUGCAGAGUAGGCUGUUUUUUGUCGUGGUCUUGUAGUAAGAAGGGGGGGAACUUUGGUGUAGCUGCUGUUCUAAUGCAUUGUGGUUUUUGUUGUUUUUUUGUAGCUAAGCCACUUUUGUUUUAGGUGCAGAAAUAUUAUAAACUGUACAGGGUACGCCUCUUGGAAGUGCUGUGUUUUAUGCGCUGUCUUGUUUUGCUUUAAACAUCUCUGAAUGAUUACACAGUUGGCUUUUGAAUGUAAAAAUUGUAUUGUAAAGCAUUUUAUUGUUUUCUGUGGUGCCUGUGAUGUCUGCUAAUUUGAGAUUAAAUUUCUUCCUUUGUGGUUGGAAUUGUGCUGGCAUUCUCUAACUAUUAACUGAAAAAUAAAAAUGGAU